UUGUGUGACAUUGACCUGAUCAGUAUUCAGGGAGGGUGUGGGGGUGUGUUGCUGCCUUUAACCCUCCUGGCUUUCUGCUCCUCGCUCUAUCACUUGUGUGGAGUUUGCGGAGCUGCCACAAGCCUCAGGAUCAGGAACCACAGCAAAGAGAGGAGAGAAAAGGACAAGACCUGGGCUUUUGUUUUGCAGACAUGUCUGGAAAGUCGAUAGAGGAGAUUGUGAAAGAUAUUAAUUCCACCAGAUGUGUUGGGAUUGAAAUCACCAACAACAGCAAACAUUUCAAGCUGUCUCUGCCUGCGACCUAUGCUUACUGUGGCCGUGUGAACAGCCCACCAGACCCCACCAUAGAAAAAGGACAGAAGGGAGUUUCUGUGUUCAUCAAGACUCCGCUGUCACUCUACGGCUGUGUUGGUGUCCUGAGCUACAUGUUUGAUGACAAGCAAAUAUCCUUGCUUUUCUCCAACCCUCUCGAUCAAUUCAAGUAUAAUGUUGAGUAUGCUCUGUAUGCUCCUGACCAAAAGACAGCGACCGAUGAAGCUUUAUAUAACAAGAUGUACUCAGAACUUCAGGAGUCCACAUCCUUCACAAAGGCGUCCCUUGGCAGAGGGAAUGUGGCGCUACAGGUUGUCACUGACCAGAUGGAGGUGAUAGCUACAAUGGCAAAUGAGCUAACGACAGGUAUCUCCAUAAUCAAACUGCAGGUCCGAGAUGCUUCCUCAACUCCUUUCAGGCCUAACUAAACAUGAGGUUUGGUGAGGGACGAACGGAUACCUGCAUCUGGGUCUCUAUUACAGCAUCACUGUAUUUAGCCGUCCUCCCCCCAGAUUGUAAAACAAGCCCAGCUUCCAAAUCAAGAUUGAAUUGAAGAAUUUUCCACCAUCCUGACUGUCCAGGCGGAUGUUAACAAUCCCAUGACACUAUUCAAAGAGAAAGGAGUUUCUCAUGGUGGCCUGGCCAACAAUUCCCCGAAUAAAAUUGUUAUUAAAUUUCGGUCUAGAUGGAAUUAUAGGCCUCUGAACAAUCAGUUCUGAUCAAGUCUACUGAUUUAAGAUCAUAGAAUCACAGAAUUAUACUGCACAGAAGGAGGUCAUUUGGCCCAUUGUGUCUGUGGAGUCUCUUUGAAAAGAGCUUCCAAAUCAAUCCCACUCCCCCGCUCUCUCCCCAUAGUCCUGCAAAUGUGUCCUCCCCAAAUAAUGAUCUACUUCUCUGUUGAACGCUGUUUAAAAGGUGUGGGAACUCCUUGAAACGGACCUGGCUCCAAGAUGAUACACAUGUCAGUUUUGAGUCCGCCCUCAGUUUGUUUCUAUGUGUAUAAUAUAUGAUAUAUACAUAGGAAAUAAAUCCUGAUCUUUUGUGAAUGAUUUAUGGGAUCAUCGUGUGAUGCAGUGGUUUGGAAUAAAAGGUUAUGGAAAAUCAA
This is a messenger RNA of Callorhinchus milii (elephant shark), 1417 nucleotides long. RefSeq lists its product as uncharacterized. Gene Ontology annotation, cellular component: pore complex. Gene Ontology annotation, molecular function: channel activity. The transcript has 3 exons. NCBI's taxonomy places the organism in Eukaryota, Metazoa, Chordata, Chondrichthyes, Chimaeriformes, Callorhinchidae. The record is from RefSeq and is a predicted model, not a curated record. Bases 192 to 740 code for a protein of 182 amino acids. Gene Ontology annotation, biological process: pore complex assembly; monoatomic cation transport; cytolysis in another organism.